CUCUCCGGAUGUUCUCCAGUAGCGGAGAAACAGUGUGUGAAUGUGGCAACAGGGAGACAGGGAGGGGUAGACCAGACUAGACCAUGGUUUUGCAUUUUUUUCUGAUCCCACCCGCGAUAUAACCAAUUAUUUACAUCCUACCAAACGCACCGACCACGUCGGGUAACUUUUCGGAACAGCACGCGUUUCUUUCCUGGGGAUUAAAGCAACCUGAGAGCAACACAGAACAAGAAGAAGAAGCAGAAUAAAGACCAUGGGGCUUUAAGAGGUGUUAAAAACGAUGAUACUUUGCGAGGACUCCUGAAGCUUAUGUAUUUAUUUAUUUAUUUUGACCACCGUUCCCCUUUUUUAUGCCCGCUCCCCCCUUCCACGCCGGGGCGGUUUAGCGAGAGGAGCGCCGGACGCGUAGCGGGCGACACACACGGGGGGAAGGAUGGACCAAGCCUGCAUCCUGAGAAAGUUUAUCGAGGGGGUCACCGCCAUGAGAGAAGGGGACGAGCGGGGAGAGGACAACUUCGGCAGUGACUUCAUGAGGCUUCGCCGGCUGUCCACCAAGUACCGUACGGAGAAGAUCUACCCCACCAACGUAGGAGAGAAGGAGGAGAACGUCAAGAAGAACCGAUACAAGGACAUCCUGCCAUUUGAUCACACCAGGGUGAAGGUGACGUUAAAAACAACCAAUCAGGACACAGAUUACAUCAAUGCCAACUUUAUUAAGGGUAUGGAUGGGCCUGAGGCCUACAUCGCCACACAGGGACCCCUCCCCAACACGGUCAUGGACUUCUGGAGGAUGAACUGGGAGUACAACGUCGCGGUUAUUGUGAUGGCAUGCAGAGAGUUUGAGAUGGGCAGGAAAAAGUGUGAACGGUAUUUUCCGAUGCUGGGGGAGGAGCCGAUGUCUUUCGGGCCCUUCAGAAUCUCGUGUGAAUCAGAACAGACCAGAACAGACUACUUCAUCAGGACCCUGCUGGUGGAGCAUGAAGAGGAGUCGCGGAGGCUGACCCAGUUCCACUACAUGAACUGGCCCGACCACGACGUGCCCUCGUCCUUCGACUCCAUCCUGGACAUGAUCGCCCUGAUGAGGGAGUACCAGGACACGGACGACGUACCCCUGUGCAUACACUGCAGUGCUGGCUGUGGGAGGACGGGUGCCAUCUGUGCCAUCGACUACACGUGGAAUUUGCUCAAAGCUGGGAAGAUUCCAGAAGAUUUCAACGUUUUCCGGUUGAUCCAGGAGAUGAGGACACAGCGGCACUCUGCAGUCCAGACAAAGGAGCAGUAUGAGCUGGUCCAUCGAGCCAUCGCACAGCUCUUCCAGAAGCAGCUGCUCUUCCUGGAGAGUCCGACCAGCACGCCCAUUCACGACGGCAUGGUCGAGAGCAGUCCGGAUAAGAUCUGCCACAGAUCAGACGAGGAGCGCUGGGACACGCCCCCCCCAAAACCACCUCGGGUUCGCAGGUAACACACCUUCAGUCUGACCUCUGACCUCUAGGACACGGCCUGAUCCGUCUGUCACACUACCUGUUCAUUUAUCCUGAGGUUUGAGUUGAAUGAUCCUGCGUCCAGCACAAUCCAAGCACACUGCUGACAAACGCUUUAAGGGAUUCAAAGCUUUUUAACGUGCACUUCCCUCAAGGCCCUCAAAACGGGGGCCGCGGUAGACCUGGGAGAGGGCUAAAAAAUGUUACUAAAGAAAAGAGGAAGUCGACAAGUAACUCCUCUCCUUCCACGACCAGAAGGUGAAUAUUCUGGCUGCGGCCGGGGUUUCGGAGAAGCCAGUAUCUCAUCAUGUCGCCUUGGUCUCACACACAUCGUGGUCACUUAAUGAUUCAUAGUGCAUCCAUUUUCGGAUGCGUCUGCAGGUGUCCCUAAGAGAAGAUUAAAGAUGUUCUAAAACAUCAAACCACGCAGUAUUAUACUGCCUGCAGUACCGUGUUCCCUCCCUGCGACACUGCCUGAGGUGGAAGAAGCCUCUUCCUCCCGGCUGCCUCAGACUCAUUCAGAUCACUCAUUACAGCCCCCUCUCUAACCUGCAGAGGGCUGCCCUCAGCCCACCGUCGGCGUAUCUGUUUGUUUCCAAAUCCGGUUAACGGUGAUUCGUUCAUGAGAGCCAAUGGGCUUCCAUC
This is a messenger RNA of Gadus morhua (Atlantic cod), 2126 nucleotides long. RefSeq names its product protein tyrosine phosphatase non-receptor type 12 (gene ptpn12). Lineage: Eukaryota; Metazoa; Chordata; Actinopteri; Gadiformes; Gadidae. The coding region runs from base 434 to 1462 and encodes 342 amino acids. Gene Ontology annotation, cellular component: cytoplasm; nucleus. The record is from RefSeq and is a predicted model, not a curated record. The transcript is spliced from 12 exons. Gene Ontology annotation, molecular function: non-membrane spanning protein tyrosine phosphatase activity. Gene Ontology annotation, biological process: protein dephosphorylation.